This is a messenger RNA of Rotaria socialis, 1419 nucleotides long. Lineage: Eukaryota; Metazoa; Rotifera; Eurotatoria; Philodinida; Philodinidae. The record is from the annotation of a GenBank genome assembly.
AUGCAAAUAUUGUAUCGCACAGAGAGUUCUGACGAUAAUAAGACAAUGUUAUCGUACGAAUAUUAUAGUCAUUUUGAAGAACUAUUUUACAUGGAUGAUUAUAUUGCCUCGUUGUCACUGCCAAAUAGUUUAUCAAUUUCGGAUAUUCAGUCGAUAUGGUCUAGAAUCUUAAUAACUAGUAAUACCUUUAGCACUAAGAGAAUUUCAAGUAUUAAUAUUUGUAUUAUGCUGUUUUACAUUUCAACUGAAGUCAAAAAGCGGUUCAGCAUAGAUGACAACUUGCAAACUAAUCUUACUUUACAUUCUCGGAUACUAAGACCAGCUGAAUACUGCUAUAGAUAUCUCAAAUAUCAUGUAUUGCGAUUAAUUACUGACGACAGUAUAGGUAUGCCCACUAUGCUUGAUCGAUGUUAUCAGUAUUAUCAAGGACACCCGAGAAUGCUAAUGGCUAUUAGACGAUUUGCGCAUAAAUAUCGAUCUGGGAAUGCAUUACAUUGGUUCACCAAGGACACGUUUCUUUAUCGAUUCAUCAAUAAAAUACUUCGUUCAGGUGAUGUGGAGUUCUUUCACAAUCUACGUUUCUAUAUUGCUCAUUUAAGCUCCCAACUGAUGGAGCUCAAGUGUCAACAACAAGAAUUUAUGAAAGAAGUUACUGUUGUGUACCGUGGACUUAGACAAUCAAUGGCAGAGUUAGCAGUACUUAAAAGUUUAGUUGGCAAUGUGAUUGUCACCAAAGGGUUUACAUCAACGAGUCGAGAUAGAAGAGUUGCACUUUUCUUUGCCGGUGCUAAUGAACCACAAAGUAUUAAAUCAAAGCCAUUAUUGUUCGAAAUCAAAGUAGAUCUUAGCUUACCAUUCGUGAUAGCUGCUGACAUUACACAUUUGAGUUGCUUUCCCGAGGAGCAGGAAGUUCUCUUUGACAGUGGAACAAAAUUUAAGAUUGAAAUGCUGACGUUUGAUUCGUCAAGUGGUGUCUGGCUGUGUAAGCUUCUCACAACGAAUGAACCAUUGUCGUCUAUUCGAUUACCGAUAAUUCCAUCCAUUGAGAUCUAUUCUACAAAAUUGUAUCCAUUCACUAAUGAAGAAUCUGGUUUGGAUCAAAAGAUGCGGUAUAGGCGUCGUCAUAAGUUUGAUGCACAUAUAAGGGAAUCAUCCGAUAACGAAGUGUGGCACAAAUCUACAACCCUUUCAUGGAUGGUAGCUAGCCCUAUCGAUUUUGCCCGUUUGUGUCAUCAGAAAGGUAUUCGUGAUUGGCAACAGGGGCAAGUUCGCAGAGCUAAAAUAGCAUGUGAAAAAAUAUUUCCCAGUUACGUACAGAACGCUGCCGAUCAAUUAGAGCUAACAAAACUUCUGAGUAAUCAUUGUUUUCUCCUUUUUAAGACGGGCGAAGCGAAAUGUGCUAUUGAUUUAGCCGAAUGA